AUGUCAUCAAAUCGUACUGAUGAAAUUGACAAUACUGAUUCAUGGAUUCCACUCUUCGAUCGUUUUAAUAAAACCAUACGAGCUGAAGCUGACACAUUGUUUAAACAUAUUACUGAUAGUCAAACAAAUCUACUGAAUGAACGUAACAGUUUACGCAAAGAGAUCGAGUUAUUAAAGAAAGAAAAACAGGAAAUGACUCAAUUACUCAAGAAAUAUGAUCAGAUUGUAACACUUAAUAUAGGUGGUCAAUUAUUCUCGACUACAAUUGAAACUCUAACCAAAGAAGAAUGUCUAUUCACAAAAAUGUUCAGUGGACGAUUUGAUCUUCGAGAACAUCAAGGUGCUACGUUUAUCGAUCGUGAUCCAACACAUUUUAGAAUUUUACUCAAUUAUUUACGUACAAAUACAUUAAUUGAGCCUAAAUCAGCUCAAGACCGUAGUGAACUUUUGUUAGAAGCAGAAUACUAUCAAAUUACAUCUUUAAUCAAACAAUUGAAAAAUGAAACAAUAACUACUACUAUGAUUGUAGUAGAAAAACUUUUGUUUGAUUCUACUCUGCAUCAUCCACAAGUAGUUAUCUCGGAAGAUGGACUCUCAGCUAAUCACGAUAGUGAAUGUGUCCAGUUUUUGUAUGCAAAAGUAAAGAAUGUUAUGUGGCAAAAUGGACAGCACUACUGGGAAAUCACUAUAGAGAGAGGACAAGGGUGUUACUCAUCAAUGGGUGUCGCUACUUCUUCAUGGGAUACAAAUAAACGUUUAGGCGAUGAUUCUUUCAGUUGGACUUUAAGACUCUAUGGUCAACAUCCUAGUUAUCAUCAUACUGGAUUGAGGCAUGAUAGUAAAUCUUUACCUUAUCAUGAUCUAUUUCCUAAUGGUACGCGUGUUGGUAUAUUGUUAGAUUUGAACCAAGGUACUCUAGAAUAUGUCGUUGAUGGAGUGAAAAAAGGUAUAGCCUUUACCAACUUAAAAGGACAUACAGUCACUCCUGUCUUUGAAUUUUGUCAUAAUACUUCUUUUCGAAUGAAUCAUAAUGCAACUGCACCUACCAACUAA
Molecule: messenger RNA, 1053 nt
Organism: Rotaria sordida
Lineage: Eukaryota; Metazoa; Rotifera; Eurotatoria; Philodinida; Philodinidae
Source: the annotation of a GenBank genome assembly